CCCCUCUCUGUCAGGGUUCCUUCGUACAUGUUGAGGCCGGGCCACGUGCUUGAUGCCGAGGACACUCGGGAGAUCAUCGAGCUGGCAAAAAAAGUCUGUGGCAUAAAGGAUGACCCGUUCGAACGCUUCCGGGGGGACCCCGCCGGUUUACGCAAGUUCCUGAAGGCGGAGAACAGGCGAGAGAGGGAGGAGAUCCGGACUGAGGAAAGGGAGCGCAGCAGAAAGCUGCGGAAUCUCGAGCGGAGAGUAAAGUAUGCGCAGAGGCAGGUCCACGCGAUGAUUCACCCCCGGCCGCCCCGUCCCGAAAUGGAUGGCCCCGUCAUUGUUGUUGUUGAUCCUAGAUAGAUUGAUGCGCGUGGUGGUUUUGAUGUAUGUUGUGUGAUGUCUUUGUUGCUUCGGUGCUUGGGAUUUGACGUGUGUGCCGCGUAUAUUAGUAGGUAGUUCUUUGUGCCCGUGUGUGAUGUCUGAGACUUUGUAUUAGUAGUUUGUACUUAGUAGUAUCGGAUGGAACUCGAUGUCUUGUUCGAACGGGGCCUAGCGGGCUGAUGACUUACAUCUGUAUAACGCUGAUAGACGAAGUUCGCGGCUACUAGUGGCUCGCUGACGUUGCUUUUCGCUUGCCUUGUAUAACAAGCAGACAAUGAACG
Laetiporus sulphureus 93-53 is the source of this 647-nucleotide messenger RNA. RefSeq lists its product as uncharacterized. The record is from RefSeq and is a predicted model, not a curated record. NCBI's taxonomy places the organism in Eukaryota, Fungi, Basidiomycota, Agaricomycetes, Polyporales, Laetiporaceae. The transcript is spliced from 3 exons. The coding region runs from base 28 to 345 and encodes 105 amino acids.